AUGUUGCUGCUGAGUGUUGCGUCUCUCUGCGCCUCAGCGGAGACGCCUUCCCCUACUGAAGACAAUCGUGGUAAUUGCCCUGAUGGUACUGACGAUACUGCUCGUUGCUCUUCUCCUGCUGAACCUGCUGCUAUUUCUGCUGCUGCUGCUAGUGCUGCCGCUUCUUGUACUGAUGGUGGUGUUUCUACUGGAUCUACUGGUGAUACUUGUACUCCUGCAGCUCAAGGUCUACCUUCUGGAUCUGGUGUUAGUGGUGGUGGGAAACCAUCUACACAACCAAACACUGAUCCAACAGGAAAAGAAGAUGAAGGUCCUUCUGCUGGUGAUCCCGCUACUCCUGAUAGUGCACCAAAUGUAAGAGCUGAUGGAGAAGGUCGCCCUGGUGAUCAAGAUGAAAACAAAACUCCGGAGCUUCGAGAUGGAACACGACCAGAUAGUGGUCCUACUGCAGGUGAAGGUACAACUGAAAUCAGCAGCAACAGUGAAGGAAGUGGAAGUGCACCAUCACAGGCUCCACCUUCCUCCACCACUUCAGAAACAGCGAGUAACGGUGGUUCUAAUGCUGCUACGACUGAGACUGAUACAACUUCUGCAGAGAGUGAAUCAACAAGGAACCAAAGUGAAGAAGGAGCAGGAAAUACAGAAACAACCACUACCACCACAACAACAACAACACUUCCUCCUGAGACUAAAAACAACAAGAAGGGUGAUGCAGACAGCAGCAGCAGUAUCAGCAGUUCUGUGUGGGUGCGUGUACCACUACUGAUUGUGGUUACACUGUCCUGUANGUGA
This is a messenger RNA of Trypanosoma theileri, 792 nucleotides long. RefSeq lists its product as uncharacterized. Bases 1 to 792 code for a protein of 263 amino acids. The record is from RefSeq and is a predicted model, not a curated record. NCBI's taxonomy places the organism in Eukaryota, Euglenozoa, Kinetoplastea, Trypanosomatida, Trypanosomatidae. The transcript has a single exon.